Molecule: messenger RNA, 1520 nt
Organism: Pelodiscus sinensis (Chinese soft-shelled turtle)
Lineage: Eukaryota; Metazoa; Chordata; Testudines; Trionychidae
Gene: ZMYND10
Product: zinc finger MYND-type containing 10
Biological process (GO): inner dynein arm assembly; outer dynein arm assembly; motile cilium assembly
Cellular component (GO): centriolar satellite; cytoplasm
Source: RefSeq, a predicted model, not a curated record
AUGGCUCCAAGAGCCCAGACUGUGGCUCUUUCAAGUGACUGGGCUCCUCCGGGUUCGGUAAAGGGGGCUCCGGGAGAGGAGUGGCUGGGGCAGCACGAGGCCCUGGAGAAGCUGAACAUGCAGGCCAUCCUGAGCGCCUCCACCGGCCAGGAGCAGCUCCUGCUCGAGCUGCUGGUGAGCCAUGCCAAGGUCCCUAUUCUCAUUGAGGAAUUGAUCUCUGUGGAGAUCUGGAAGCACAAGGUGUUCCCUGUGCUGUGCCAGCUGGAGGAUUUCAAGCCAAAAAGCACCUUUCCCAUCUACUUGGUGCUGCACCAUGAAGCUUCUAUUAUCAACCUCCUGGAGACAGUGUUUUUUCACAAGGAAAUCUGUGAAUCUGCUGAGGACACCAUUCUGGACUUGAUCGAUUACAGCCACCGGAAACUGACCCUGCUAGUAGCUCGAAGCGCCAACGGGGAGUUCCCAGCCCAUGAAAAGCUUCUGCCUGACGAUCUGGCCAGUGCCUCAUCAAUGCAGGAGCUGCGGAAGCAGGCAGAGGUGAUGGAGUUUGAGAUCUCCCUGAGGGCCCUCUCCGUGCUCCGUUUCAUCACUGACCAGGUAGACAGUUUGCCCCUGAGUGCCCUGACACGGAUGCUUAACACUCACAACCUGCCCUGUCUGCUGGUAGAGCUCCUGGAGCAUUGUCCAUGGAGCCGCCGCGAAGCAGGCAAGCUAAAGAAGUUUGAGAAUGGAGCCUGGCACGUGGUACCUCCGGAAGAUCAUGUGAAGAUGACCAAGCUGGAUGGGCAGGUGUGGAUCGCCCUCUAUAACCUCCUCCUGAGCCCAGAAUGCCAGCGGAAAUACAACUUGAAUGGUUUCAACAAGAGCCAGCUCCUAAAGCUCCGUGCAUUCCUGACCGAUGUCCUCAUUGACCAGUUGCCAAAUCUGGUGGAGAUGCAGAGAUUUCUGAGCCACCUCGCCGUGACAGAGCCUGGUCCACCCAAAAAGGACCUCAUCCUGGAGCAGGUUCCUGUCAUCAGGGACCGCAUUGCCCAAGAGAAUGCUGGGAAGUGGCAGGCCAUCGCCAAGCACCAGGUCAAGCACAUGUUCAGCCCCUCAGAGGAUGAGCUGAAAGGCCUAGCUUGCCGGUGGGCGCAGACUUACAACCUGGACGUGAUGGAGGCUCUUGCGCCAGAGAAACCCAAGUGCGGGCUGUGCGGCUUGGAGGCCACCAAGCGCUGCUCUCGCUGCCAGAACGAGUGGUACUGCAAACGGGCGUGCCAGGUGCAGCACUGGCAGAAGCACAAGAAAGCUUGCAACCUGAUGGCUGAUGCCCUGAAGAAAAUCCAAGAGGAGCUGAAAGUGCAGCCAUAGGCCUCAGCCUUGCAAAGCGGGACCAGGCAGGCCAGCAAUCUGAGUCAGAGUCCCCGCUUAGAACAGAAGCCAGACAAGCCCUUGUCCAUGCGAUACAGCAGACCAGGGCUCCGCUAGAGACUGCCUCAGCAGGAUCCGCGUUUCUGAACCCUUCCGUACUUGAGAACGGG